GAAAUCUCGCGUCUUGUGACGGCCGGCCGCCCAACAACCUGCCCGCUUGACCCUAUCCCCUCCUCUCUUCUCCAGACCAUUUCCGGAGACCUUCUCCCUUACCUCACCUCGCUCAUCAACUCAUCCCUGACCGCUGGCUACGUCCCUCCCGUCUUCAAGAGAGCGAGAGUUGCACCCCUUCUGAAAAAACCUACACUCGAUCCCUCCGAUGUCAACAACUACAGACCAGUAUCCCUUCUCUCUUUUCUCUCCAAAACUCUUGAGCGUGCCGUCCUUGGCCAGCUCUACCGCUAUCUCUCUCAGAAUGACCUUCUUGAUCCAAACCAGUCAGGUUUCAAGACUAGUCAUUCAACUGAGACUGCUCUUCUCUGUAUCACGGAGGCGCUCCGCACUGCUAAAGCUAACUCUCUCUCCUCUGCUCUCAUCCUUCUAGACCUAUCGGCUGCCUUCGACACUGUGAACCAUCAGAUCCUCCUCUCCACCCUCUCCGAGUUGGGCAUCUCCGGCGCGGCCCACGCUUGGAUUGCGUCCUACCUGACAGGUCGCUCCUACCAGGUGGCGAAUCGCAUCUCUGCAUGUCUGGCAGACAUAUCAGUGUGGAUGACGGAUCACCACCUCAAGCUGAACCUCAGCAAGACGGAGCUCCUCUUCCUCCCGGGGAAGGACUGCCCGUUCCAUGAUCUCGCCAUCACGGUUGACAACUCCAUUGUGUCCUCCUCCCAGAGCGCUAAGAACCUUGGCGUGAUCCUGGACAACACACUGACGUUCUCAACUAACAUCAAGGCGGUGUCCCGUUCCUGUAGGUUCAUGCUCUACAACAUCCGCAGAGUACGACCCUGCCUCACACAGGAAGCGGCGCAGGUCCUAAUCCAGGCACUUGUCAUCUCCCGUCUUGAUUACUGCAACUCGCUGUUGGCUGGGCUCCCUGCCUGUGCCAUUAAACCCCUACAACUCAUCCAGAACGCCGCAGCCCGUCUGGUGUUCAACCUUCCCAAGUUCUCUCACGUCACCCCGCUCCUCCGCUCUCUCCACUGGCUUCCAGUUGAAGCUCGCAUCCGCUACAAGACCAUGGUGCUCGCCUACGGAGCUGUGAGGGGAACGGCACCUCAGUACCUCCAGGCUCUGAUCAGGCCCUACACCCAAACAAGGGCACUGCGUUCAUCCACCUCUGGCCUGCUCGCCUCCCUACCACUGAGGAAGUACAGUUCCCGCUCAGCCCAGUCAAAACUGUUCGCUGCUCUGGCCCCCAAUGGUGGAACAAACUCCCUCACGACGCCAGGACAGCGGAGUCAAUCACCACCUUCCGGAGACACCUGAAACCCCACCUCUUCAAGGAAUACCUAGG
Molecule: messenger RNA, 1345 nt
Organism: Oncorhynchus keta (chum salmon)
Lineage: Eukaryota; Metazoa; Chordata; Actinopteri; Salmoniformes; Salmonidae
Exons: 2
Coding region: 601-1317 (238 amino acids)
Source: RefSeq, a predicted model, not a curated record